Messenger RNA from Dryobates pubescens (Downy woodpecker), 1188 nucleotides. Its product is annotated as oocyte zinc finger protein XlCOF6-like. The coding region runs from base 1 to 1188 and encodes 395 amino acids. Lineage: Eukaryota; Metazoa; Chordata; Aves; Piciformes; Picidae. The record is from RefSeq and is a predicted model, not a curated record. Gene Ontology annotation, biological process: regulation of DNA-templated transcription. Gene Ontology annotation, molecular function: DNA-binding transcription factor activity, RNA polymerase II-specific; RNA polymerase II cis-regulatory region sequence-specific DNA binding. The transcript is spliced from 2 exons.
AUGAAGCCUGGCCCCCGGCCCUUCAUCUGUGGUGACUGUGGUCAGAGCUUCAAACAGAGCACCACUCUCAUCCAGCAUUGCCGCACCCACAGCGGUGAGAGGCCAUAUAGCUGCGCUGAGUGUGGCAAGACCUUCACUCACAAGUCUGCCCUCACCCAGCACCGCAGUGUGCACAGCACUAAGUCCUUCACCUGCAGGGACUGUGGCAAGAGCUUCAAACACAGCUCCAGUCUCACCAUCCACCGCCGCAUCCACACUGGAGAGCAUCUGUUCCCCUGUGCUGAGUGCGGCAAGAGCUUCACCACGAGCACUCUAUAUAUCCGGCACCAACUCAUCCACAGCGGUGAGAAGCCCUACAGCUGUGCCGACUGUGGCAAGAGCUUCACCGAGAGGGGUAACCUCAGCCUGCACCGUCGUGUGCACACUGGCAAGUCAUUCAGCUGUGCUGAGUGCGGCAAGGCCUUCAGACAUAGGAGCAUGCUCAUUCACCACCGUCGCACCCACACCGGUGAGAAGCAUUUCACCUGUGUAGACUGUGGGAGGAGCUUCAGAGACAGGCGCCAGCUCAUUGUUCACCGCCGCACCCACACCGGUGAGAGACCGUUCACCUGUGCUGACUGUGGCACGAGCUUCAGUCAAAGGGGCCAUCUCAUUGGUCACCAUCGCACUCACACCGGUGAGAAACCUUUCACCUGUGCUGAUUGUGGGAAGAGCUUCAGCCGCAGUGAUCAUCUCCUUGGUCACCGCCGCACCCACACAGUUGAGAAGCCGUUCACCUGUGCUGACUGUGGCAAGAGCUUCAGCCGCAGGGAACAACCGAUUGUUCACCACCGCACCCACACCGGUGAGAAACCUUUCACCUGUGCUGACUGUGACAAGAGCUUCAGAGACAGGGGCUCUCUCAUUGUUCACUGGCACACCCACACCGAUGAGAGACCGUUCACCUGUGCUGACUGUGGCAAGAGGUUCAGCCGUAGUGAUCAUCUCAUUUCUCACCGCCGCACCCACACUGGUGAGAAGCCGUACACCUGUGCUGACUGUGGCAAGAGCUUCAGCCACAGGCACAAUCUCAUUUCCCACCGCCGCACCCACACCGGUGAGAGGCCCUUCGCUUGUGCUGAUUGCGGUAAAAGCUUCACCCAGAAGGGAUCCCUCAACAAGCACCGCUGCACCCACAGCAGAGAGUAG